Molecule: messenger RNA, 1490 nt
Organism: Ziziphus jujuba (common jujube)
Lineage: Eukaryota; Viridiplantae; Streptophyta; Magnoliopsida; Rosales; Rhamnaceae
Product: probable pectin methylesterase CGR2
Exons: 7
Coding region: 478-1257 (259 amino acids)
Biological process (GO): pectin metabolic process
Molecular function (GO): methyltransferase activity
Source: RefSeq, a predicted model, not a curated record
UUUCCACGACUCCACUCCAUCACCAUCACCACCACCUCCAACAAAGCUGACUUGUAGGCAAUGAGAAAGCAAAAAGUAUCAACGCCGACACAAACGGUGGAUUGGGAUUUGGAAUCAUCAAUUUGCUAAACGAUGCCGCGUGACACUGCGAGCGAGCAAGCGAUGUAGCCCCCACCCGUUACUCGCUUGUACACUCUCUCAUGGGAUACCUUCUCGAAUUAUUAAUUAGAAAAAAUACAGUCAGAUUUUACAAUUCUGUCUUCGUCUCCUCUCUGGCCAUCCAAAGGACCAAAAAAGCUCGACAUGGACCAAACAUUAAAAAAAAAGUAAAAGAAAGAGAAGAAGAGAAUCCACACAGAUCUAGGAUCCAAAACCACCCCUCUCACCUCGUAAAUGCUCUUAUUGCUCUGAGCCAAUUUUUAACGCUUAACCCUCUGGUGUUUUCAGUGUAAAGUUUCGUGAAUUCAAGAAAUAGCCAUGUCUAGAAGGCAAAUAGGAUCGUCACGGCGUCCUGGAAGCUUUCCUUUUGCUGGAGCAUUUCAUUCGAAAUCAAGAUCAUCCCCCUUGUUAUCGAUCGGGCUUGUUGUUGUGGGGGCACUCCUUCUUAUCGGCUAUGCUUACAGAGGCUCAGGUAUUUUCAGUGGUAACAAGGAAGCAGUAAAUAGAGUUGAAGGUGACUAUUCAUGUACAUUUGAGGUCCAGAGAGCAAUACCUGUUUUGAAGAAAGCAUACGGUGACAGUAUGCACAAGGUUCUGCAUGUUGGUCCUGAUACUUGUUCAGUGGUCUCCAAAUUGUUAAAAGAAAAGGAAACUGAAGCAUGGGGUGUGGAACCAUAUGACAUAGAGGAUGCUGAUGGGACCUGCAAAAGUCUUGUACACAAAGGCAUUGUACGUGUCGAUGAUAUUAAAUUCCCUCUACCCUACAGAUCAAAGUCAUUUUCUCUUGUUCUUGUGUCAGAUGCUUUGGAUUACCUUUCUCCAAAAUAUUUGAACAGAACUCUUCCAGAAUUGGCAAGGGUGUCGACAGAUGGUCUUGUUAUCUUUGCAGGUUAUCCUGGGAAACAGAGAGCUAAAGUUGCUGAGUUGUCCAAAUUUGGACGUCCUGCCAAAAUGCGGAGCUCAUCUUGGUGGAUUCGCUUUUUUGUCCAAAUGAGCUUAGAAGAAAAUGAAACUAUCAUAAAAAAGUUUGAGCAGGCUGCAUCCAAGAUGUCAUACACGCCAGCCUGCCAAGUCUUCCACCUCAAGUCGUACCAUUAGUAUAAGAAUUAUAACAUCAAUUCUUCCCCAGUUUUGGUUAUGCGACAGGGCCACAGGAACAAAUGAAGUUUUCGGUUGCCAUAUAAAAAUGCCUCUUGAUUAUUAAAUUUGCUAUAAGCAAUGUUAAAGCAUAUCAACUAUACAGUUAAUAUUUAUUAAUUAUUUGAUGAAAAAUAUAUAUAGGGUGAAUUGCAUUUCAUUUUGAUCAAUCUAUUAGUUAUUAUGUUCGUGAA